AUGGAAGGCGCGGUACGAGUAAAUGAGAAAAGUAUUGAUAGUAUGAAGAAUAAAAGUGCGCAUCCAGCAGAUUCCACUCAAUCAACACCAACAGUUAGAAGAUCUAGUCGUCUUAAUCGUAGUAAAUCAAUUUCGCGAUCAGCUGAUAUGUUACAUCCACGAGAUGGCUCUGAGGAAGAAAUUAGACUUACGCGUGCGCAGGCUGAGAAACAGAGAAAAGAAAUCGAGAUAGAGCUGCGGCGGACAGUAGGGCAACAGAUAAGAGCAGAGUUUGAAGAAGAGAUCCGAAAGCGAGAAGAAGAAGCGGCUAGAGAACAAGGGCUCGAACGAGCAGAAGAGAAAUUGUUAAGUUGGUGGGAUGAUUACACAAAUGUACAUAGAGUAGCGAGAUUUGAAAGAUUAGCCCGCACUGAGUUAGAAAAGGCGCAUGAUGUAAAUACUGUAUAUAGGAAGAAUAGAGACAUCGGCAAUAUUAGUCGCAGGAUUCAGGGUCCAAAAGAGUCUGCGAAAGAUUAUAUCCUUAAUUUACAAACCUUGAUGAGAAGACACGGAAAGAUGAGUGACAUGGCGAAGUUAGAACGUCUGUAUCAUAAUUUACGUCCAGAGUAUAAGAGAUAUAUCAAACGCGCAGAGUUCGAUAGUGUGAGCGGUUUGAUAAAGUCGUGUGACGAUUAUGAUCAGUUGAUAAAACAGGAAGCAUCCUAUAAGCCACCGAAACAACACUCGGUUAUGUCCGUCACGAUGAAAACCAGUCAAGGAAGAAAGAAUCAUAAACCAACAAAUCCGAUUGUGAUUAACAGAUUCGAUCACCACCAGAGUUGUUGGAGAUGUGGCGAACAAGGUCACAUCCAGAGAGGGUGUAGGAAUCAACGAGUAGUUAGGUGUACACAUCCGGAAAAGAAGAGAUACUAG
Messenger RNA from Cotesia congregata, 912 nucleotides. NCBI's taxonomy places the organism in Eukaryota, Metazoa, Arthropoda, Insecta, Hymenoptera, Braconidae. The record is from the annotation of a GenBank genome assembly.